Molecule: messenger RNA, 1140 nt
Organism: Paraphaeosphaeria sporulosa
Lineage: Eukaryota; Fungi; Ascomycota; Dothideomycetes; Pleosporales; Didymosphaeriaceae
Exons: 1
Coding region: 1-1140 (379 amino acids)
Source: RefSeq, a predicted model, not a curated record
AUGCCAAGCACUAGACGCCGUCAGGAACAGUCCGCCUACCAAGCUACAACGACCCGUCACCACGCUACACGAUCCGCCUCGGCAAAUCAACCGCCAGUACCUUCAAUAACGACGACCGUGCAGCUCGAUAAGCCGCUGCCGCCAUCCCCUGAAUCACAGAAGAAGAAACACAAACCCGGAUUACUGAACCUAAUAAAGAAAAAGCCCUACGACCACUCGGACGCAUCGCAUCUUCAGCCUGCGCCUCUGAACACUCAUAGGCGCACUUCUUCCAACGGGAAUCUUAGUCCCGGGCUGCCUCCGCACCACCACCAGUCUCGUAGUAUGCCCAGUUCGCCGCUCCAAUAUAGUCCACCGCACCCACUGGACAUGCAGCGCGCUCAUUCAGCGGCCGCACACUACCCUGAUAUCCCUCAAUACCAAGCGUACACGCCCCGACCACAAGUCACGGAGCAACAACGCGCAGUAUCCUUGGGCACACCAUUCGAACCAAUAGACCCGCGCCCACGAAGAGGUUCAACGUUUCCGGAAUCAAGCACAAUAUCAUCAUCAACUGCUCGCGAGUCCAUCUCGGACGCUCCUCGACCACACACAUGGGUUUCGCCCACUGAAACACACGCUGCGUUUGGCGAUACCACGGACUUCCACCUUUUUGCAGAAGCCACUGCUGGACUUCCUGGUGGCUUCGACGCUCUCUCGCCAAUGGAAACACCGCGACUCCAAGGGUCGCUAUUUGCGCGCGGUACCCAGAAUGACAGGAUACCACUGCUGGCUCGCGAAACUCCUGCCCAAUCUGUGCCAGUACCAGUACCUGACUACGAUUGGAUGCCACCACAGGGCCCGAGAGACUAUUCAGUAUCCAGCUCAGCGCUUCCCCAGAUCUCAAGCUCAGCUCUUCCGCGAAGAGAUUCGUACGAUAUGAACGGUCCAUCUUCCCCUCUCCGACCCAAUUUAAAUACCAUCAACCUGGAGCUGGAGAGACUUGGCCUGUCUGAUUCCGAGCGCCCACCGGACGACGAACUCCCAGAUUAUGCGCAAAGUCAGGCGGAGAUGGCCGCACAGAAGCGAAAGGAAGCCUCAGCGCGAGCACGGGAACUUGAAUCACGAUGGAAUUUGGCCCGCGGGUGGAGGAAUCGGUAG